AUGGAGCACAACAGCGAGUGGACGGGGAGGCUGGCAGCUACGAAAGGCAUCAAGGUUCCCCGCCGGGAUUUCCUGAAAAUCAACGUUAGAAGCACCUGCGACGACAUCAUAAACUACGUGCUGGAGCGGGUCGCACCACCUCGUCCAGGUCUGCCCCGACCCCGAUUCUCCCUCUACCUGUCCUCCCAGCUUCAGUAUGGUGUCGUUGUGGUCUACCACCGGCAGUGUGCUAUUCUUCUGGAGGAACUUCAGUCCAUUGUGGGACAGCUGGUCAAACAGAGAACCUCACAGAAAAUUGAUAUGGAUGACCACAGCAGACCAUCUCUGGUCCUGCCAGAUGUCCUGACUCUGCUGGAGGAGACAGACGGAGCUCCUGACCCUUUAUUUGGAGUGAUGCAGCUGCAGGAUGCCAUGCCCAGCCCCAGUACACUAAUACAGAUGAGUUGGGAGUAUCUGAGAGAAGCUUCUCCUGAGCAUCCUGAACUGAUCAGUCCAGCUGCUGCACUGGAAAACGGAGAUUUGGAGAUACCGGGAGAAAAGGUGGCAGCAGGGGAACAAGAAAAAGAGGUGGAACGGGAGGAACGAGAGGGCGACCUGGAGAAACACGGAGCAAAGGAGCUCACAGGAUCCACUCUAGAGUUGCAGCCCACUACUCUUUCCAGUGAGGAGGCUAUUUUGUUGCCUCAGGAAGAGCCAGGCCUGCCCGCAGAGAAGCCCCCCUCAGACCAGCUCACCCCCGUCUCUGUGCCCGGCCUGCCUGCUCCGCCCUCUGCAGCAAAGGAACGUGAAAGGCGUCUAAGAAGUCUGGAGUUGGAGGAUGUGGCUUCACCAGAGAAGAAGAAGAGGAAGAGGAGAAGGAGGCAGCUGAUCUUCUUUGACCCGGUGACGCAGCUCUCCCAGGACGAUGUGCAGCGACAGAUCGACGACCCUUUGACCGAGACGAGGCGACCACUCCUCGCCCCGCUUUCCUUUCAAAGGAUCCUUCCUGCUGCUGAUCUCUUCAACAAGCCCUGCACCUUCUUGCCUGAAGAGGUUCAGUUUCUAUGGAGACAGAGUGCAACCAUCACACCCCUCUCGGGCUCGGACCUGCAAGUUGGGGAGCGAGGCCCCGAAUCCACUGAUUCUGAAAGGGAGAGAGAGCGUGAGAUGCUCGAGGUUCCCGAAAGAGAGGUCCUCAGAGAAAUGGCAGAAUCAGAGAUGCUUGAUAUUUCAGCCCAGGGUGCACUGCCACUGGAGGGCAGUGACCAGAGAGAGGUGUCUCGAGAGAUCUCCCCCUUAUAUCUAUCCGAAGGGUCCACUCUCUCCAGGUCUAUUUCUACACUGAGGGACAUCCCAGAGGUGUCGGACGAGUUGCCUGGGAGAGUAGCCGCGGAGUCACCUCGGUUGCUGCCAGAAUUGGCCGAAGGUGAAGUAGAGCCUCUGCUUUUUCAGUCCCUCUUGCCGCCCGAGGUCAACCGCAAAACUGUCAGCAAUGUUUUUCAGCGGCUUCUGGCAUCUUUAUCUGCCAGGAAGCUGCGUGUGGAGCAGGAUGAGCCUUAUGGUGACAUCUUCAUAUUUCGUGGCUCCAACUAUGAAGAAAUACAUCUGCCUUUGUAACAUGGAAGCAGCGAAGCAGCGCUGAGCCUCCUGAUCGGACUCGUCCCGUCUUAAAGCCAGACUGGAAACUUCGUGUUCAACAGCAUCAUAAAUACAAAGUGGUGUUUUGUGAGAGAUCAUUUCAUGAGAAGGGUUUAAAAAGCAUUUUAUCGAGCUUUUAAUGCGAUUAAGUGUUGUUUUUAUAAUUGUUCCUUAGUGCUACCAGGUUUAUGAGAUUUCUGAUAAAUAUUUUAACAAUUUUUCUUGUUUUAUCUGCAAUCAAACAGAAGUGUUGCCGUUGUUGUUCUGUGCA
Molecule: messenger RNA, 1888 nt
Organism: Pundamilia nyererei
Lineage: Eukaryota; Metazoa; Chordata; Actinopteri; Cichliformes; Cichlidae
Product: meiotic recombination protein REC8 homolog
Exons: 15
Coding region: 1-1596 (531 amino acids)
Biological process (GO): double-strand break repair; meiotic sister chromatid cohesion
Cellular component (GO): meiotic cohesin complex
Molecular function (GO): chromatin binding; protein binding
Source: RefSeq, a predicted model, not a curated record